Messenger RNA from Rhinolophus ferrumequinum (greater horseshoe bat), 1692 nucleotides. RefSeq names its product amidohydrolase domain containing 2 (gene AMDHD2). The record is from RefSeq and is a predicted model, not a curated record. NCBI's taxonomy places the organism in Eukaryota, Metazoa, Chordata, Mammalia, Chiroptera, Rhinolophidae. Bases 110 to 1435 code for a protein of 441 amino acids. Gene Ontology annotation, molecular function: N-acetylglucosamine-6-phosphate deacetylase activity. The transcript has 12 exons. Gene Ontology annotation, biological process: N-acetylglucosamine catabolic process.
GCUGAGGGUCACGUGGUUGCAGCUGAGCUCCGGGUUAGGAUUGGGCGCCGGGGGAUUCGGCCACCGGGCUGCGGGCGCCCCCAGCUUGGCUGGGCUCGCGCUGCUCAGGAUGCGCAACGGGCAGGGCGCGGCACGGGCCCCGGUACUGCAGUUCACCAACUGUCGCAUCCUGCGGGGCCGGAGGCUGCUCAGGGAGGACUUGUGGGUGCGUGGGGGCCGCAUUCUGGACCCAGAGAGGCUGUUCUUUGAGGAGAGGCUGGUGGCCGACGAGCAGCGGGACUGCGGGGGCUGCAUCCUGGCGCCUGGCUUCAUCGACGUGCAGAUGAACGGAGGAUUUGGCGUUGAUUUCUCACAGGCCACAGAGGAUGUGGGUUCGGGAGUCGCCCUGGUGGCCCGUAAGAUCCUAUCGCAUGGAGUCACCUCCUUCUGUCCCACCUUAGUCACCUCACCACCGGAGGUUUAUCACAAGUUUCCUCAAACUUCAAGUGAGCGUCAUCAUGGUAUGCAUCUCUCUGGGUCACUGAAUGUUCUGCAUUGGGUCCUUCCUCAGAUCCCUGUGAAGAGUGGUGGUCCCCAUGGGGCAGGGGUCCUCGGGGUGCACCUGGAGGGCCCAUUCAUCAGCCGGGAAAAGCGAGGUGCACACCCCGAGGCGCACCUGCGCACCUUUGAGGCCAACGCUUUCCACGAUGUGCUGGCCACCUACGGGCCCCUGGACAAUGUCCGCAUCGUGACGCUGGCCCCUGAGCUGGAUCGCAGCCACGAGGUGAUCCAGGCACUGACGGCCCGUGGCAUCUGUGUGUCCCUAGGGCACUCAGUGGCCGACCUGCGGGUCGCAGAGGAAGCCGUGCAGAGUGGGGCCACCUUCAUCACCCACCUCUUCAACGCCAUGCUGCCUUUCCACCACCGUGACCCGGGCAUUGUGGGGCUCCUGACCAGUGACCAGCUGCCCCCCGGUCGCCACAUCUUCUACGGGAUGAUCUCGGAUGGCACGCACACCAACCCGGCGGCACUGCGCAUUGCCCAUCGGGCCCAUCCCCAGGGGCUGGUGUUGGUCACCGACGCAGUCCCUGCCCUGGGUUUGGGCAAUGGCCGUCACACGCUGGGGCAGCAGGAGGUGGAGGUGAACGGGCUGACGGCCUACGUGGCAGAAUCUGCUCUCUGCUCUCAAGGCACCAAGACGCUGAGUGGCAGCAUAGCCCCGAUGGACGUCUGCGUCCGGCAUUUCCUGCAGGCCACAGGUCAGCGAGGGUCGGGGUGGAGGCUGCCUCGGGGAGAGGCUGCAGGGAAGAGUGGGGACCACAAGGCUCCUGCACCCACAUCCCUCAUCUGUCACAUCUGGCUGCAGUGUGGAGUCAGCCCUGGAGGCUGCAUCUCUGCACCCCGCCCAGCUGCUCGGACUGGAGAAGCACAAGGGGACCCUGGACUUCGGGGCUGAUGCAGACUUCGUGGUGCUCGACGACUCCCUCCACGUCCGGGCCACUUACAUCUCAGGCGAGUUGGUGUGGCAGGUGGAGGAGGCCAAGCAGUGACCAAGGAGCACACCUGGAGAGGACGCAUAGACCCACCCGGACGGUGUCAGGGCUGCGCCGUCAAGGAGCUGGUCUCCGGGGAGCAAGUGGGAGCCCUGUCCCAGGGGGACAGCCUGGGCCCCAGAGGCAGCUGGCUCAGAUAAACCGUGUGCCCUGCCAGGAC